Plenodomus lingam JN3 is the source of this 360-nucleotide messenger RNA. NCBI's taxonomy places the organism in Eukaryota, Fungi, Ascomycota, Dothideomycetes, Pleosporales, Leptosphaeriaceae. The record is from RefSeq and is a predicted model, not a curated record.
AUGGUCUCGCACCUCCUGCCAUCCAUCCAUCCACCCAACACACCACUCUCCCCCUCGCCAUCCACACAAUCCCGUCGCACAUGCCGAUGUACAAACACAGUCAUCCCACACCCACCCAAUCCCCCACAUCCCGACCCUCCCCAACCGCGCCCGCCUCCUGCAUCCGCACCCGAGCCCGAACCUGUUCAGACACCCACGGACAGGUACGGUACGUGCGCCGGAAAACUAUUUUCGCGUCCGUUCCCUUUAGCCGGACAAGAUUUCUCCUUCUCCUUGGGGAGGGAGGGCGGUGCGGUGGGGUGUGAGAUGCAGAGUAUGGGUGGGAAUGGAGGUGGAGUGUUGGGAUUCGGCCGCGGAUAA